Marasmius oreades (fairy-ring Marasmius) is the source of this 636-nucleotide messenger RNA. RefSeq lists its product as uncharacterized. The transcript is spliced from 4 exons. The record is from RefSeq and is a predicted model, not a curated record. Lineage: Eukaryota; Fungi; Basidiomycota; Agaricomycetes; Agaricales; Marasmiaceae. Gene Ontology annotation, biological process: regulation of DNA-templated transcription. Gene Ontology annotation, cellular component: nucleus. Bases 1 to 636 code for a protein of 211 amino acids. Gene Ontology annotation, molecular function: protein heterodimerization activity.
AUGUCCAACGAAGAGACGCAAAUGGAUAUCCAGGAGGAGCAACCCCAAGAGAUACCGGAUCCAUUUUCCCAUAUGGACGAAGAUGCUGCUGAAGACGACGAACCGACGGUAUCAAUUAGCGCUCCAAAGAAAAAACUGAAGCAGCCAGUUCAGUUGACCCGUGAACCAGGAAAGUCCUUGUUUCCUUUCUCCCGUGUACAGAGGAUCAUCAAGGCUGACAAGGACAUUCCCAUUAUGGCCAAAGAUGCUACUGUUCUGAUUUCAUUGGCCACGGAGGAGUUUGUUAAACGGUUAUGUCAAGAGGCGCAUCGUAUUGCUGAACGGGAAAAGAGAACAAUGGUACACGCGAAGGAUAUAGCUACGAUUGCCCGAAAGGCGGACGAGUUCCUUUUUCUAGAAGAGAUCCUAUCGCAUCGCCCAGCUGAACAGCUGAAGAGAAAACCGAAGGCACUGGCGGAGAAAGAGAAAGAACCAGCAGAGAAAGAGAAAGAACCAGCAGAAAUCGAAGGGUCAACACUUAUAGACCAUUUCGCUCCACCAAAGAAGACCACGGCAGAGACAAAUGAAAGCGGUUCACAGGUUAUAGUCAUGAACGACGACGGGACUAUGGAAAUUGAACCAAGCACGGCGACUUAG